Messenger RNA from Paramecium octaurelia, 315 nucleotides. The record is from the annotation of a GenBank genome assembly. Lineage: Eukaryota; Ciliophora; Oligohymenophorea; Peniculida; Parameciidae.
AUGAAUAGAUAUAAAUUGAAAUAUAAAUUACCCCCUAGGUUGAAAACCCAGCCCAUCGAUCCUCGAGUGUCAUAUUAUGAAGUGAAAUUGGAAGAGCUGAGUUCAGAACCUUCACAAAAAUACAAGGUGCAAUAAAGCACAUCGCUUACUCAUGAGGGUUUUGUUCGUCAACGGAAAACCAUCAGUGAUUAUAAUAAACUGCCUGCUCCUCUCCCCAAAAUUCAGACUGCUCGAAAAUACAAUGAGGAAUACAGAAAUAUCUUUAGUUAAAGGAAUCUGACUAGACUAGUUGGUGGAUUACAAUAAUUGUUGUGA